Messenger RNA from Diospyros lotus (date-plum), 2564 nucleotides. Its product is annotated as increased DNA methylation 1-like. The record is from RefSeq and is a predicted model, not a curated record. Bases 135 to 2261 code for a protein of 708 amino acids. Lineage: Eukaryota; Viridiplantae; Streptophyta; Magnoliopsida; Ericales; Ebenaceae. The transcript is spliced from 19 exons.
AGUAAUGAUGUGUUGGUUAAACUCCCAAAGGGAUUUAAUUGGUCAGUAUUGGAGUCAAGAUCGACAUUGAGCCACUGGAUUGCAUUGUGUCUGUUGAUGCUACUUCUAAAGAGGGGCAUGAUGGUGAGGAUGAAAUGCUUUUAAAUGUUGAGGUGAAUGAGUGUUCCCCUGUUAAUGAUUUGGCAACUCCAGCAAUCAAGUUGGAACUGAAGAUGUCAAAGAAAGUAGCUUUGGGGAGGAUACCUAGCACCGUGAAGGAGCUUUUGGCAACUGGUUUGCUUGAAGGCUAUUCUGUUUCUUGCAAGCGUGGUAAAACGGAGUUGCGAGGAAUAAUUAAGGGUGCUGGAAUUUUGUGUUUUUGUAGUACAUGCAAGGGUUCCAGAGUUGUUAAACCUGGUCAAUUUGAGGUCCAUGCUUGUAAAUCAAAAACCAGAUGUGCACCAUAUUAUAUACGCCUUGAGAAUGGGAAAAACCUGCUACAGGUGUUGAGGGCGUGCAGGAUGUCUCCUCUAGAUGUAUUGGAAGAGACAAUUCAGAGUACCAUUUGUCCAUUGCCUGAAAGUGAAUCUAUCAUUUGCCAAAAUUGCCAAGGGUCCUUCCUCCCAACAUUUGCUGAAAAGUUGGAGCAACUUUGCCCAUCAUGUGUUGGUUUAAAGAACUCAGAAGCUGGUAUCCCAACUCAUGCAACCAAUGCAAAUGCUAGGUUGUCAAAAGCAGUUUCAGCUCGAAAAUCACCCACAAUUGCUUCAGCGUGUAUCUCAUUGGAAAAUAAGAUACGGCCCACUGUUACAAAAAAGUCAUCAAAAGCCUUUUUGAUUCCGAAGUCUUUCAAAAAUGCUUCUCAAUGUGUCUCCUUGCAAAAGAGCAAAUGGAAGAUAACCAAAAAAGAUCAGCAAAUGCAUAAGCUGGUUUUUGAGCAUGGUGGAUUACCAGAUGGAACUGAAGUUGGUUAUUAUUCUCGUGGGCAGAAGUUGCUUGUGGGUUAUAAGAAAGGCAUGGGAAUAUUUUGUCUUUGCUGCAAUUCUGAGGUCAGCCCAUCACAAUUUGAAGCUCAUGCUGGUUGGGCCUCACGAAAAAAGCCUUACGGAUAUAUUUACACUUCAAAUGGGGUGUCUCUCCACGAAUAUGCAGUAUCUCUGUUGAAAGGUCGCAAGCAUCCUUCCAAAGAGAAUGAUGAUCUAUGCAGCAUAUGUGCUGAUGGUGGGAAUCUGUUGCUUUGUGAUGGAUGUCCAAGGGCCUUCCAUAUAGAAUGUGCAUCACUAUCAAGCAUUCCUCAUGGUAUAUGGUACUGCCAGUAUUGCCAGAAUAUGUUCCAAAGAGAAAAGUUUGUGGAGCAUAAUGCUAAUGCUGUAGCAGCUGGACGGGUUUCAGGAAUUGAUCCUAUUGAAGAAAUAACGAAACGUUGUAUUAGAAUUGUCAAAAAUCCCGAAGAUGCUGAGGUCAUUGCAUGUGUUUUGUGCAGAGGUUCUGAUUUUACCAAAUCUGGAUUUGGCCCACAGACUGUUAUAGUUUGUGAUCAGUGUGAGAAAGAAUAUCAUGUCGGCUGCUUGAAGGAACAUAAAAUGGCCGAUCUAAAGAAAUUGCCAAAGGGAAAGUGGUUCUGUUGCAUGGGUUGUAGGAUGACCUAUUCUGCUUUACAAAAUUUACUAACUUGUGGAGAAGAGAAGAUCCAAGAUUCUCUGUUGGAUGUCAUAAAGAAGAAGCAUGAGGACAAAGUUCCACAUAUGGUUUCUGACUUUGAUGUGAGAUGGAGGGUACUCAAUGGCAAAAUAGCUUCUCGGGAAACUAGAAUGUUGCUCUCAAAAGCAGUUGCCAUCUUCCAUGAAUGCUUUGACCCUAUUGUCGAUUCAGGAACUGGACGUGACUUAAUUCCAUCUAUGGUUUAUGGAAGGAGCUCAAGGGGCCAAGACUUUGGAGGAAUGUACUGUGCAGUAUUAAUGGUGAACUCAUCCAUUGUAUCAGCCGGAAUCUUCAGGCUUUUUGGACAAGAAAUUGCAGAGCUUCCUUUGGUUGCAACAAGUAAUGAUAACCAAGGCAAGGGCUACUUCCAGAUAUUGUUUUCCUGUAUCGAGAAACUGCUUGCAAGCUUCAAUGUGAAGAACUUGGUGCUCCCUGCAGCUGAUCAAGCUGUGUCUAUAUGGACGGACAAAUUUGGUUUUGAGAGGAUACCCCCAGAGCAGCUUAGCAACUACAACAAAACCUAUGGCCAAAUGAUGACCUUCAAAGGAACAUGUAUGCUGCAGAAGGUGAUUCCCCGCUGAUCUAACUAUUCAGCAAGAUAAGUUUAUGUAUCUAGAAAGCCCAGUAGGGUGCAGUGAAGCCAUUUUUGUCAGAGCGAGCUUCAUCUAGUAAUGUAAAUUGGUUGUAAAUCUUGGAGAAACUUUUUUUUAACUAUUGUCAGGUGGUUAACAGAAAAUUGGAGAGGUGAUGGCAAGUAGUCUAGUGGACGAAAUAGAGAGAUCAAAUAUACAAGGAAAGGAAGGAAGCCCUUGACUGCAGGGUUACAGUUUUGUAAAGAUGCUGAUGAGCUUAUGAGCAGUGCAUGCAUUUAAAUUCUUUUUGAA